Trypanosoma theileri is the source of this 330-nucleotide messenger RNA. RefSeq lists its product as uncharacterized. NCBI's taxonomy places the organism in Eukaryota, Euglenozoa, Kinetoplastea, Trypanosomatida, Trypanosomatidae. The record is from RefSeq and is a predicted model, not a curated record. The transcript has a single exon. The coding region runs from base 1 to 330 and encodes 109 amino acids.
AUGGGACCUUCUUUGGUUUUUGAACCCGCCCUAUUAGGGAUGCUUUCAGGGGCGAUACAUCCUCUUAAAAAGAAAACGUUGCAAAACAUUAAUAAAUUGGCCAAAGGGGGCGAGGCAAAAGCAGACGAAUGCGUCCCGGGUGGGUGCUUUAAAAUAAAUGUAUUUUCAUUUUCUCGCGCCCCUCUCUUGCUUGCGGGGGGUGGGGGGGGCGUCCCCCACCCCUUUUCGAAACCCGCGCCGUUGAUGCAAACCUCGCAAAGAAAAUCGCUGAAAAUUACGGUUGCAGCCAGCGCGACGAUACGAUAUACACCUUUUGAUUUCUGGACUUAA